AGAAUGGUGAGCUGGGUAAAAGAUUUCAAAUAACUAAAGAUGAUUAUCCCACAGUAAUACUGUUUGUUAAAAACAAUCAAGAAGGCAGUAUAGACCAGCAUAGAUUUAAAGACGACUUUACGGCAGAAAAUCUGAAAAACUUUAUUAAAAAUAAAUCAGGAGUCCGAUUGCCGCUUCAGGGCUGUAUUGAACAGUACGAUAUAUUUGCAGACAAUUUUGUGAAGGCUUCUCCUUCUGAAAAAGAAAAAAUAAUCAAAUCUGCUGAGAUAGGUGCUACUGAUUUCGAGUCUCCUGAUUUAGAGAGAGCACAGACUUAUAUAAAGAUAAUGCGUAAACUGGUUUCUGAUCAAGAUUUCCUGCCGAAAGAAGAGAAAAGAUUAAACAAAUUACUGACUGGAAAACUUAAUAAAGACAAAAAGGCCAAUAUUGAGGAGAGGUUGAAUAUUCUAAAAUCCUUCUACAUCAGAUCAUCAGUCAGAGAUGAACUGUAAACAUUCGGGAAAAAAUUUUACGUCAAAAACAUUUUCCUUGCAUUUAAACUUUUUAUGUUCUAGCCCCCCUCCCCUCCCCCCUUAGAAAAUCAUAUUUUUCCUCUAAAAGUUAUACACAUUUUUUUAAAGGUUUCAUUCUCUGAAUUGAGAAAAAUUGAAAAGUUUUAGGAAAACAAUGAUGAUGUUUUGGAUAAAAACUAUCAAAAAGAAUGAAAAAUAAACUUGCGUUUUGGUGUCAAAUUUACCCCCCCCCCUGAAUCCUCAAAAAUCUUUGAUUUAAUUAUGAAAAAUAAACAUCCCUGUAACAUUGUGCACUUGAAUUGUUUUAUGUAAUUAUAAUGUUUCAUUUUUCUACAGAUCAAAUUGAUAUUUUUCUACAUAUUUAUAUGAAGCUUGUUGAUCUCUAUAAAUAAAAAUUAUCCAGUUUAUUA
This is a messenger RNA of Eurytemora carolleeae, 922 nucleotides long. Its product is annotated as endoplasmic reticulum resident protein 29. The transcript is spliced from 7 exons. Gene Ontology annotation, biological process: protein secretion. The annotation marks the transcript as partial. The record is from RefSeq and is a predicted model, not a curated record. Gene Ontology annotation, cellular component: endoplasmic reticulum; endoplasmic reticulum lumen. NCBI's taxonomy places the organism in Eukaryota, Metazoa, Arthropoda, Copepoda, Calanoida, Temoridae.